UCAGCUGAAGAUCGCGGUGUGUCGGACGGACUCAGAACCAGAGGCAUCCGUACGCUGGAACCAAACACUGACAGCCUCCAUACCAGCACGGGCUCAUCUCACGGACCCAGCGGAAGCCGCAGAGCAGCUGCGCCUGACAGAUCUAUCCACUACCAUAUUUCCUGCAGUGACACCCCUGUUAAAAUGGGGUGAUUGUUGUUGUUAUAUCUUCAUCCAACAAAUUGACCUGGAACAAGCCAAGGGCCACACAUAUCCUGAUGUCUGAAGAUUCAGAUUCCAAACUCUACCACUUCGCAAUUCUGGAGGACCAGGAGGGAGCCUCGGGGUGCCGAGCAUCCACGUCCUGCAGCUCCAUGCCGAGAAGGGCCUCUGGGUGCGGCUCAAUGGCACAGCUGCACCGGGCUGGAGGUUACCAAGGUGGGCCCGACCUUGGCCACGCCUCAGAGGGCAGCGACAGCAGCGGCCAGGACCCCCCCGCCUUGAUGCACACCCAUCGCAAGAACACCCGCUCUCGCUCGCUUCCUGAGGAGGACGUAGAGAUGAAGAGCAGUGGGUCGAGUGGGAGCGGGACCGAAUCGCACAGCAAUGAGAGUCACGGUAGCGACAGCCACGGCCACAGCUCGGUGGGCAGUUCAAAUGGAAACAGCAAAGACUCUGCCCUGCAGGAAUCUUCUGAAAGCAACAAAAGCUCCAACUCCCACAGCUCGUCUCCACCAAGCAGUUCAAAUGCAUUCAGUCUGCUGAGCUCAGAGCAGGACAACCCCUCGACCAGUGGCUGCAGUAGUCAAGAGUCCGCCAAAGCCAAGACGCAGAAGGAGCUGAUUAAAACCCUGAAAGAGCUGAAGCUUCACCUGCCCGCUGAGAAGAGAAGUGGUAGCAAGUCCUCCACGUUGAACAUGCUCAAGCACGCGCUGCACUGUGUCAAACAGGUGGAAGCCAAUGAGGAGUAUUACCAGCUUCUGAUGACCAAUGACAGUCAACCCUCAGGCCCAGAUGUGUCUUCUUACACGAUAGAGGAAAUAGACAGCAUUACGUCUGAGUACACCCUCAAGAACAAUGACAUCUUUGCAGUGGCAGUGUCUCUGACCACGGGACGCAUCGUCUACAUUUCGGAUCAGGCCGCCUCCAUCCUCAACUGCAAGAGAGAAGUGUUCAAAAACACAAAAUUCGUGGAGUUCCUGCCGCCACAAGAUGUGAGCGUGUUUUACAGCUUCACAACGCCGUAUCGCCUGCCGUCAUGGAGCAUGUGCACCGGAGCAGAGUCAUCCCCGCCUGACAUCAUGCAAGAGAAAUCCUUCUUCUGUCGUAUCAGCGGUGGUAAAGAGUGUAAGGGCAACAUGCAGUACUAUCCCUUCCGCAUGACGCCGUAUCGGAUGAAGGUUCAGGACACCGUCCACUCUGAGGACCAGUUCUGCUGCCUUCUCCUGGCUGAGAGGGUUCACUCUGGUUAUGAUGCACCCAGAAUUCCAACAGACAAGCGGAUCUUCACCACCACCCACACUCCCAGUUGCGUGUUCCAGGAUGUCGAUGAGCGGGCUGUCCCUCUCCUCGGGUACCUCCCUCAGGACCUGAUCGGCACAUCCCUCCUGCUCCACCUGCAUCCCAAUGACCGACCCAUCAUGAUGGCCAUUCACAGAAAGAUCAUUCAGUACGCAGGGCAGCCAUUUGACCACUCAUCAAUCCGCUUCUGUGCUCGAAACGGAGAGUACAUCACCCUCGACACCAGCUGGUCCAGUUUCGUCAACCCCUGGAGCCGCAAGGUCUCGUUUGUCAUCGGGAGACACAAAGUUCGCAUGGGCCCCGUAAAUGAAGAUGUUUUUGUGGCCCGGGCCUCGUCUCUCGGGGAGACAAAGACCAUGGACUCUGACAUCCAGGAUAUGACAGAGCAGAUCCACCGCCUUCUCCUACAGCCGGUUCAUAGCAGUGGUUCCAGUGGCCACGGUAGUCUGAACAGCAAUGACCAACUUCUGGGACUGUCCUCCUCAAGUGAGAGCAUUAACAAGACCAAGAUGCUGCGAGAGGAGGAGGAACUGAUCAGCAAAGCCAGACCACGAACUUUUCAGGAAAUCUGCCAUGGCGUUCACCUUCAGAAGAGUCAGGAGCAGCAGACACCUAAACCAGACAACAAGAAAAGCAUCAGCAUAGAGUCUGUACAGAAGAGCCCAGCUGUGGUGCGGACCAAAGAAUCGCCCACCCCUCUCAAGGAGCCGUGGUCUAUGGAGGAGAGCCAGACAUCUGUUCAGGAGGAGCUGGCCUUCAAUGAUCAGACUGUCUACUCCUACCAGCAGAUCAGCUGUUUGGACAGCGUCGUCAGGUAUUUGGAGAACUGUAUUGUUCCCAUCAACAUGAAGAGAAAGUGUCUGUCUUCUUCUAACACCACAUCCUCCAACUCGGAUGAGGACAAACAGAAAGGGACCAGCAACAUCCAGUUGUCUGAAGAACCAGCUUUGUUAAAGGAUCAGUCUGGAGUUUCUGCUAUGGAUGAUCGAGACAAAAAGUCCGGUGAUGCCGCCACUGCAGUAGUUGGCACUUCGCUGCCCCGGCCUGUACCUAACAAACCGGAGAGUGUGGUUUCGGUCACCAGCCAGUGUAGCUACAGUAGCACCUUAGUGCAUGUUGGUGACAAGAAACCUCAGCCUGAGUCAGAGAUCAUAGAGGAUGUACCAGGAGCGGGGGAGACGACAGAAUCUUGCCGGAACGCUGGGGCUCCUCAUUGCGCUGUUUCACCUCCCAGUCAGGAGAGGGAGUCCUACAAGAAACUGGGGCUGACCAAGCAGGUGUUGGCGGCCCACACGCAGAAGGAGGAGCAGGCCUUCCUGUAUCGCUUCAAAGAGCUCAGUAGACUCACAACGCUGCAAGCCAACUGCUCCGAGUACCUGGAGCGCCAACGAGAGCAGAUCGCCAGUGAUGCUGUACCCGCUGCUCGACCCUUCAAACAUGCUGGACUGGUUACAGAGCCAGUCGCACGGCGAGAAACACGCAACAAGAAGACCAAGUCGAAGCGAGCAAGGCAGGUUGAGUCCUCGGACAGCACGGAGUCUCACUACAGUCAUCGGCAUCUGCGUCAACCUCGCAUAAACCAUGGCCUUAACCCCACCUGCUGGUCCUCUUCUGACACCUCACAGUCCCCGUACACCAUGACCUACCCGGCCAUGAUGCCAGGCUACCCUCUCCAGGGUUACCCCACACCUGCUUCCUUAGCGACUCGCACAGAUCCCCCUCUAGCAAAUUUUGGGGACAACCAAACUGCCCAAACCCCUACCUACCCGCCAUCCAUCCAUCCUGGUCCCUUCACCACCCCCAUGGUCACCCCCAUGGUGGCUUUGGUGCUGCCAAACUACAUGUACUCUGCAAUGACCCCUGGGCCUCAACCACCACAGCCAGUGUACCACGCAGAGACCGGAGGCUUCACCACCCAAACGCAUCCUUUUUGUCAGGCUGCCUUUCCAGGCCAGGGCACCUUCAUGGUUCAACCCUCCUUCGGUGUCCAGAAUCCCUUCAACCCCCAGAACCUUUUUGCCCCCACGGCCGGGUACAUGACCCCAUCGUACCACCUCCCUCUAUCCGCGGAAAUCCCAAAGGGCCUGGGAGAGACCCAGUCUCGCCCAUCGUCGCCCCAGUCUGGAUUUGGAGGAGGUCCGGCAUCCCCACCUCUGUUCCAGUCUGGCUGCAGCUCACCCCUCAACCUGCUGGAGUUGGAGCUGUCUGCAGACCUCCUGGACAACACAGUGCUGCCCCCUGCAGGACAAGGGAACACCGCUGAAAGGGAGAAAGGAGCAAGUGGCACUCCAUCCAAGCCGUCUCUCAGUCUCCUUGGUCCUCCUGGACCGUUGUUUUGCGAGUGCACGUGCUGUGCCUGUGAGCGUUUGUCUUGGGAUAAAGUGUUCUCUAGGCUGAGGGCUUACAGCAAUGAGGCAAGCUCACGUGGCAGCGGGAACACCAGCGAUGCGAACUCUUUAUCCAGCGGCAUGUUGGACAUUCUGCUCCAAGAGGACUCUUAUUCAGGCACAGGCUCGGCCACCUCGGGGUCCAUGGGCUCAGGGUCCAACGGACGUGGAACCUCGGCCAGCGGGACGUCCAACAGCCGUACAUCUAAUAGCAGGACAUCAGGCAGUGGAGUGUCGGCGAGUGUGAUCUCCGGCAGUGGAACAGGAAGCAACAACAGCAGUAAAUACUUUGGCAGCGUGGACUCGUCCCAGAACAGCCAGAAGGUCAAAGGUCAUCUGAGCGGCAGCGACGAAAGGCCCGUGGACAUGGAGCAGAGCGAACAGUUCAUCAGUGACAUCCAGCAAGUGCUCCGAGAGGACAGAGAGAAGCUGCGGCUGCUGCACAAGAACCAGCCGUGCUUCUCUGAGGAGCAGAAGAAGGAGCUGAUGGAGGUCCACCCCUGGAUGAAGAAUGGAGGUCAACCCAACGCCAUAGACAUCAAGGUGUGUUCCUGCUGUGACGGCGCCUCAGAGACAGCUACAGUAUCGACAGCAUCAGCAGCAGUAGCAGCAGCGAUGGCGGACUAUCAGCCAGCCCUGGACAUCGGUGACACAGAGACGGGGGAGGUCGGCUGCCAGCAUAGGCCCAGAGACAAGCUGUCAAACACGGUGGUUGUUUCCUGCCACGGCCCUUCGCUUGUCUCCAGCUCACAGGCGCACACCAGCCAGACAAUGAGCUGCUCCCGAUUUUCAGAGGGACUUUGAUUGACUUUGAAGAUAGACUUGGAAGAUGGACUUCACAUACAAAUCUUCAUCCCUGUCUCUGUCUUGCUGUUUCAAGAGCCAUACCUGUUAGAAUAUCAAAGAAUACCGGCUCAAAUAUGGUGAAUGUAAUAUGUAGUGGUCGUUAAAUUAUAUUUUAUUUUAAUACACUUAUAAGCCUCAGGAGGUAGGAAUUUGUUAGCGCUAGUGAGGGGUUGCUGGGCUCGAUGACAGAGCAUGUUCUUUUCCAUUUGUUUCUGCGCAGCACUUUGGCAAAGAUGCGCAGAGAGAAGUAGAUGUGCAGAGGUCAAACAAACACAGAGUGAAAGGCUGCUUUGCACGCAAGCCAGGAAGUGACACAGGGGUGAACUAGCCGCUGUGAUAAUGUCAGUUCCUUUGUUACAGAGAGCAACAGACUCUCUGAAGACUUUCACUACCUCCAUCCUCAGCAGGGGUGGGAGAAGUGCUCCGAUAGGAGUACAAUCACAAUGCAAGGACAAUCCAUUAAAAGUCUGGUUUCAAAAAGUUUGCUUGGAUUAUCAACAUUUAGUCUAAGUGUCAAAACUACUAUGUGUGCAGAAAUGUCUUUUUCAGGAUGUUACAUUGGAUAAUCUUUAUGUAGGAUGUUUAUUCUAUAUAUUUAAGCUGUUUAUAAACGACAAUGUCUCCUAUUUUGUGACAUAAAACUAAGUAAUGUUCUGCGGAGCCCCGGGCUUGAUGGAGGACGUGCAACACAUACUAUAAGCUCUGUAAGUUAUAUGAUUUCUUCUAAUAUUGAAUGUGGCAAUAUUUAUUUUGAAACUCUCUCUCUCUGGUAUUUGGAGCAGCUGCAGUGCGGCUAUAGGAGUUCUUUCUUUUUAACGUUGGUUCACCAGCAGAUGUGGCAUCGUGUCAGUGUUCAGCUGUGAGGCGUUUACUAUCUCUGACAUUCAGGUUAUAUACUGUUAUUCCAGUGCUCAUGUGAAUGUUUGUAACACUCCAUGACUCAUAUAUGUAUAUAUAUCUUUUUUUACAUAAAAAAAUUCUGUUAAAUGUCUUUGUUUUUUAAGUUAUGGUGGAGGACAGGGUCACAAAUAGACUACUUGCUGUAAAGACUAAGUUGUGUAAUUGGGACACUUCCCAGUCUGGAAAGCAGCAGUUUAUGGUGGGUGUUGAAUGUAAAGUGGAGGGAAUAUGGAUGCCCUGGCCAGUUUUAAAAGUGUGCCACAUGACACUUGAGAGCUGGUCUGAUGUCGCCCCCUCAUAAAUAUGGAGAGGAGCAUCCUGUGGGAGCCACUUGGAGCCAGGAAAAACGUGUGGUGGCCUCAGAAGUCCGACUUUAGGGUUAUUGCACGGGUGUAAAGCAGCUCAGACAGAUGCCAGGUAACUGUGGAGACUUCUUCACUUUGAUGCUGAGUCACUUUAAACUACCAGGAAGAAGAAGAAGAAGAAGAAGAAACAGAACUCUUUUCUCUCUUUUCUCUUUAUUCAUUUGUCUUUUCUGUUAUUUGAACAGACACUGACAGCAAAUGCACCUUCUAUUUGUUAAAUGCAUUCCCCUUUUUGUUUUUCCCUUUUUUUUUAUAAAAUAAAAUCUAAU
Messenger RNA from Platichthys flesus (European flounder), 6267 nucleotides. RefSeq names its product period circadian clock 2 (gene per2). The record is from RefSeq and is a predicted model, not a curated record. Gene Ontology annotation, biological process: entrainment of circadian clock by photoperiod; negative regulation of transcription by RNA polymerase II; circadian regulation of gene expression. Gene Ontology annotation, cellular component: nucleus; cytoplasm. The transcript is spliced from 24 exons. Gene Ontology annotation, molecular function: transcription cis-regulatory region binding; transcription corepressor binding. Lineage: Eukaryota; Metazoa; Chordata; Actinopteri; Pleuronectiformes; Pleuronectidae. The coding region runs from base 258 to 4691 and encodes 1477 amino acids.